Lingula anatina is the source of this 5185-nucleotide messenger RNA. RefSeq names its product cytosolic carboxypeptidase 1. Gene Ontology annotation, biological process: protein side chain deglutamylation; C-terminal protein deglutamylation; proteolysis. The record is from RefSeq and is a predicted model, not a curated record. Lineage: Eukaryota; Metazoa; Brachiopoda; Lingulata; Lingulida; Lingulidae. Gene Ontology annotation, molecular function: metallocarboxypeptidase activity; zinc ion binding.
GAUUGAGGCUAGAUUCCCCUCAAAUUUUACCCUAAAUGCACCGAUUCUGAUCCAUUUAAAGGUAGGAAUACAGUCCCAGACCAGUUGGACAGUACUGCUCAUUGAAUUCUGCGUCUGCAUUUCUUCACAGACCAGUCAUAUCUGCGUAGUCUAGCGUUGCCAAGGCAUGGCUUCCUCGGUCAACGGUCAAAUCAUCACAGCAUGACCUCCCAGUACAGAUCUUUAUUAGAUGGCGGGUUAAGAUCUAGAUGCUGAAAUGGACAGGACUCGUCUGAGUAACCUGUUCCAGACACUGGAAAAGCUCCUCGGCCACCGUCCUUCACGCAGAGACCCAGAGGAGGUCCAACAGCUCAGGUUUACCACCACUAAGAUACUACAGUUUGUUAGCUCCCAAGAAAAAACCCACCGUGAUGCUGUGUUAAAGCACAGUGAAUACUUGGACAGUUUAGUCACAAUAUUAGAGGUGGCUGAAGAUGUGGCAGUCACACAGAAUGUUGUCUACAUACUAGCAGAACUGAUAGGAAAGACAGCUUCUGGUAAGAAAGCAGGUACUCUAGUCAGUAAUGGGGCUACCCAGGGAUUGUUUGCUGCACUCACGGGGGAGUGGAAGGAAACCCAACCAAAUGAAGAACUGUUGUUGUCAAUACACCACCUUUUAGCUAAAUUAGGACCUAAAGAUCGUAAGUUUGGAGUGAAAGCGAGAUUAAGCCAAGCCUUGCCAGUAACCUUAGGCUUACUAAGAAACCACACCAGUAGUACAAGGGUCCUCCAAGCAGUGCUGCCAGUACUCAAAUUAUACUCUAACAAUGCUGUGAAUGCUUCUUAUUUGGGGAAGAAUGGUGCUGUCAGUUACCUGUUCAGGGUGAUCACAUCAUGUGGAAAGAAACAUCUGUCCAUGUUGAAGUUGACAUUAGAUUCUCUGGUAUUACUGGUUAAGUCAAAGAGUAACUCUGCGAGAGCCAUUGGACAUGGAGGAGUCCCCAUGUUACUGAACAUGUUCUCCGAUUGGCACAGGGGAGACAGCAAAAACAGGCACAUUGCACUACGGAAAGCUGUGCUGAAUGUACUCAAGCAUAUCACAAAUCUCAAAUCUGGUCGCCAUGCAUUCAUCCAGGCAGAUGGCAUCCGUAUUCUGUACAGUGCCUGUCAAGAGAGCAUCAACUGCCGUGACCUGGAGCAGGUGAUCUUCAUCUCCAGCCUCAUCAUGCGCAAGUGUUUUCCAAAGAAUCGUCUUCCAGUCGCCAGUAUCCGCAGCGUUCUCACCUGUCCCCUGCCUGAAAGCGACUUUCACAUUCCGGAGUUUAUGAUGCUCAACGAUGGUGGCGACAACGGCAGUGAAAACAGUUCACUGGAUAAUGAUGAUGACAUCAGCAGUGAUGAUGAUACUGAAGCCAGUAAAUUACAAACUGAAAUGGAGGACCCAAUCAGGAGACAUCAGUUAUUACAGGAGAUUUAUGAUGAGCUGGCUGCAGAACAGGUUCCUGAAUUUGGUGCUGAACUACCAUAUGAGAGAUCUGCUGAAGAUUUGUCCUUAUCGUAUGACAAAUUUUUCCCUGAGAUGUUUGAAUUUGAGAUUCAAGAAGAGGAGGAAGAGGACUUGACACUAUCCAGGAACUUCUACACAAGUAGUGGUCUGAUGUCUGGACUUCCUAGACACAGCUUCUCUGAGACAGCACUGGAGGAGCUGAUACACCAGAUGCCCCGCUCCAGUCGCCACAGCUUGCAUAGUCUACGCAGAACUUCCGAACUCUGUGACUCAUUCAACAAUCUUCAGAUGGGCCAAGGGAGGGAUACAGAGAGUGGUGCUGAUGUUGCUUCCUACAGCUCUUCAUCAUCAAGACUUUUAAACAGACCGACUGCAGUUGAACCCAGGCUCACUGCCGGGGCAUCAGAUAACAGCUCAGAAGAUAGCGCUAGUGCAGUGAAUGUAAGAACUGGUGCCAGUGUGUUUAGGCUCGAUAUUUCUCCACCGAGAGCUUCCAAAUGUGGCCCCACUCUCAGGGCUAAGAGUGCCAGCAAAGGUGGCAGACAAAAGGCUUCCAAAGGAUCCAAGCAGCAGUCUCAGGGGGGUAGGAAAGGGAAGGGGAAACCCAGUGGUAAACCUAAUGCAAGAGAAGUUCUAGAGCUGGAUCUUGAGUGGAACAACACUGCACCGUUGUCCAUUACAAGAAUGACCACCCCAAGUGAACUGAACGCGUCUGAUGAAUUCUUGGACUCUGCUGGCUCAGAGUACAUGGUCGAAGAAGGAACAGCAUUUGAUGGUCCAGAAAUCUACUCAGACAUGGCCUGCAGAACUAAGAGUGUGGGAAGGUUUAACAAACUUGCCUAUCCAGAGCUCCACGGCUGCAAACCUGUACCUUAUGGGGAGCCACUGUUUGAGAAAAAGUUUGGGAUACAAAGGCAAAAGAUAUUUGAAGAUAUAGACCGUAUGAUCAACCCAGACCAGCUGUUAGAUAAAGUUGUUUAUGACCUGGACACCAUAGUCAGACUGGCAGGCUCCAUGUACAGCACUCACUACUCCAAUCUAAAGAAUAUGGAUGAACAGAGGCUACAGAGGAGAGAAGAUAUUGGUGCUCACUUGAUGUUUAAUGCACAAUUUGAAAGUGGAAAUCUCAGGAAAGCAAUACAGGUGCGUCAGUAUGAAUAUGACCUCUUCCUGAAUCCUGAUAUCAACACUAACCACCAUCACCAGUGGUUUUAUUUUGAGAUUAGUAACAUGGAGGUGGGCAGGCAAUACAGAUUUAACAUCAGCAACUGUGAAAAACUCAACAGCCAGUUCAAUUAUGGAAUGCAACCAGUGAUGUAUUCUGUGAAGGAAGCCCUGCAGGGCCGCCCACACUGGCUGCGUGUGGGCUCAGAGAUAUGCUACUACAAGAACCACUUCACACGCAGCUCACAGGUCACAGGGGGACAGAAAGGAAAGACGUACUACACAGCAACUUUUACCAUCACCUUCAAGCAUGAAAGAGACAUCUGCUACAUUGCAUACCACUUCCCAUACACCUAUACCAUGCUACAGACUCACUUAAUCAAAUGGGAAAACACCUACGACCAAAGCAGCAUCUACUUUAAAAACCAAGUGCUAACAGAGACCAUAUCUGGCAAUGCAGUCCCCCUGCUGACUAUUACUGCUUACCCACUCAGCAACAACAGAGAGGGGAUAGAGCAGUUUAGAAACCGCCCUUACAUCUUCCUGUCGUCCAGGGUACAUCCAGGGGAGAGCAACUCAAGCUGGGUGAUGAAAGGUACUAUUCAGUUUCUUCUGAGCAAUGCUCCUAUGGCACAAACUCUAAGAGAGAUGUACGUCUUCAAGAUUGUUCCAAUGCUGAAUCCAGAUGGUGUCAUAAAUGGAAACCACAGGUGCUCCCUGGUAGCAGAGGAUCUGAACAGGCGCUGGCUGGUACCAUGUCCUAAACUGCACCCCACUAUCUACCACACCCGCGGCCUGCUGCAGUACCUCAAGAUGGUCAACAAAGUGCCAGUGGUCUACUGUGAUUAUCAUGGUCACUCCAGAAGGAAAAACGUAUUUCUCUAUGGAUGUAGUCCCAGUAUGUCCUGGCAGACUGAAGACUUGGAUAACCCGGCCAUGUUGGCUGGAAAAGUGGAAGAUACAGGAUACAAGACUCUCCCCAAACUCCUAGCCAGUGCCCCAGCAUUCUCUUUGAAUAACUGUAGCUUCAUGGUGGAGAAGUCCAAGGAGGCCACGGCCAGAGUGGUAGUGUGGAGACAGGUGGGGAUUGUCCGCAGCUACACCAUGGAAAGCACUUACUGUGGGUGUGACCAGGGCCCCUACAGGGGAUUGCACAUAGGCACCAGGGAGCUGGAAGAAAUGGGGAGGAAGUUCUGUGAGGCACUGAUCAAGGUGCGCAGUAGACAUGCUGUGUCAUCUGACACAAACUCUCAACAGGACGUCAGCGGUACCAUAGCAACUGGGCAGAGAGGAUCUGAGCUGGGUGCUAUAGGUGGUGAUGUUCAUCUGGUCAGCAGCAGUAGCAGCACCAGUAGCAGCAGUUAUCACAGGGUACAGUCUGAUGAAGAGGAAGAUGAUGAGGAGGAAGAAGAUAACCCCUGUGAAGAAGUUGGUGAGGAAAUCGGCGAAGGGUAGAAUCUGCUUCCGAAGUUAGUAACUUCUUCUGUAGUUCUUGUUAUUAUUAGAGGAAUAUAUGGUUGAAAGGCAUGGACAACAUCAAUAUCUCCAUUUGACAGAAACCAGAAGAAAACACCGGUCUCAGCUCUUUGUAGCUAGAGUAUAUACCCCUUGUGGACGUAUAAUGACCUUUGUUGGCGAACUGUACCCCUUGCGAGUACGUUAUCCCUUUUGGGUAGACUAUACCCCUUGUGGAUUGUACCCUUUAAUGGAUGAACUGGGUGAAUUUCAUAAGCAGACUCUAACCCUUGGUGGGUAGUAGACUAUAAUUCAUUUUAACCUGUUAAGAAUUGAGGUUCUAAUGAAUAAUACCUUAUGGAAAUGUAAAGAUUUGAGCCAAGCAUUUGCCAAAUAGAAGGACCUGGGUUAAAAGAGGGAUUUUUUUCUGCUUUCCCCUUGUCUGACAGUUAUUCUUGGUGAUGAGAUGUAAAAUGGCAUGCCUGCAGAAGUAUUCAUAUCAAGUUUUUUAUCACUAUAUAUUAGUAUAUAUGAAUAUAUCUGUGAUCUUAGUCAGAUGACAAUCCCACCUAUGAGCUUUUUAAGAUGUGGCCUCAUGCUGUGUGUCACAUGCUGCUUAUUCUUCAUAUUAGGUUAUUUUUUAAUCUUUAAGGCCAAUUGCCAAUAAAAGAAAACUGAGUAUUUUUUCUACAGACGUGCAGGAUAACUCGAUGUUGUUUUGGUGGUUGUGUUUUAGUGUUUGUGAAACUAUGAUAUUUUUAUAAGAAAGACAACUCAUUUUCUUUGAAAAUGUUUGAAAUGAAAACCCAGUUUGAAGCAGUGGUGUUGAGAGAUAUAGAAACCAGCAGCAUUGAUAAUUAAACUUUUACCAAUUAUAAUCAGUAAAUUUGUUAUGUAUACUUUUAUUGAUUUUUUAAAAACUUUUUCUGUUACUGCUACAUUCAUUGAAACCCCCAAUCACAUUUGGGAGGGGGGUAAGUUUAUGCAAAACAGCUGUUCUAUUGUUAGUAUUGUUCAUUUGCAUUCCUUGUGAUUCUGUGCAUGAAUUCAGCUUUUUCAUGCUAUUGCUCAAUUACUCAA